This is a messenger RNA of Toxotes jaculatrix (banded archerfish), 4179 nucleotides long. It is a transcript of the gene dhx36, whose product is annotated as DEAH (Asp-Glu-Ala-His) box polypeptide 36. Lineage: Eukaryota; Metazoa; Chordata; Actinopteri; Toxotidae. The transcript has 26 exons. Gene Ontology annotation, molecular function: ATP binding; DNA helicase activity; G-quadruplex RNA binding. Gene Ontology annotation, cellular component: nucleus; intracellular anatomical structure; cytoplasm. The record is from RefSeq and is a predicted model, not a curated record. The coding region runs from base 272 to 3442 and encodes 1056 amino acids.
CGAGCAAGCCAGUUUACCAGCUGCUACAUGCUUCACAUGACCGCAGUAUUUCAGCAUUUCAGUGUUGCGGUUUUAUGAGUGAAUUAUAGGGCCGGAAUUUAAAUCGUACACGUAGAUACAAAUAAAUCGACUGUCAGUAGGUACAUGAUUGUAGUGUCACCUUUUUAUCUAUGCUCCACAAAUCCAACCGGCACAGCUUGUAGCUAAGUAACGUAACGUUAGCAACGUACUAAUUGGUAAGCUGCUUCCACGGCUUGUGAGUAACAGCGGAAUGAGUUGUGGAUAUGGCGGUAGAGGUGGAAGAAGAGGCAGAAGGGGAAGUCGAGGCCACAGAGAUGGCAGCAGAGAAAGGUGGGACAAGAGAGGAGACGGGGGUGGUUUCAGAGAACAUAGCUCCGACCAGGACCGAGGAGGAGGUCAGCACCAUCCCCCGCACCUGAAGGGCCGUGAGAUAGGUCUGUGGUACGCAAGAUACGGAGCAGUGAGGAGAAAACAGGCUGACCGGAGAUCGCGGGCGGUGGUCCAGAUGGAUGAGGCCAGAGAGCAGCACAUUACCAAGCUGCUUAACUCUGUCCAGAAUGAGCAGCCUGGUCCCAGAGCUUCUACGUCUGACAACUGGCGGACAGAUGCCAAUAGAGGUGGUCAUUGUUACUUUGAAGGGGAUUUGCCUGAAGAGGAGAAACAGAAGAGCGAGAUCAAAUCUGAGGAAGAGGAAGAAGAAGUUAGUUCAAGCCAGAAGACAGCAGCUUGCCAGUCACGGUGUACCUUUACUUCAGCAGUUGCUAAAGAUGAACCUCCAGACAAGUGGGAUGAAGAAGAGGAGCAGCAGGAGGAGGAAAAAGAGAAACUGAGAAGGAAAGACAAGGAUCUGGAGUUCUUAUUUCAGGAAGUAGUGAGAGAUAGUUCACUCGAUGACUUCUUAAAGAGAGAUUUGCAGAGCAAGAGAUCAGAUCCAAAGUACAAAGAAAUGCUGAAAUUCAGGGAAAAUCUACCAUCUUAUGGGAAAAAAGAGGAGCUGGUGGAGCUGAUCAGCUCUAACCGUGUUGUGGUUGUGAGUGGGGAGACAGGGUGUGGAAAAACCACCCAGGUCACCCAAUUCAUCCUAGAUGACUACAUCAGUAGAGGAGUGGGCUCGAUGUGCCGGGUGGUCUGCACACAGCCUCGUCGCAUCAGUGCCAUCUCGGUAGCAGAGCGUGUAGCAGCAGAGAGGGCAGAAAGUGUAGGGAAUGGAAAUUCUUGUGGUUACCAAAUCCGCCUACAGAGCCGGUUACCACGGAGACAAGGUUCGGUCCUGUACUGUACAACAGGCAUUAUUCUUCAGUGGCUUCACUCAGAUCCAUUGUUGUCCAGUAUCAGUCACCUGGUGCUAGACGAAAUCCAUGAGAGGAACCUGCAAUCUGAUGUUUUGCUCAUCAUUGUGAAGGACCUACUCAAAGUCCGGGAUGAUCUUAAGGUCAUCCUCAUGAGUGCCACCCUCAACGCAGAGAAGUUUUCUAAAUAUUUUGACAACUGUCCAGUGAUCCACAUUCCUGGUUUGACGUUCCCAGUGCAAGAGUUCCUCCUCGAGGACAUUAUAGAGAUGACCAGAUAUUGUCCCAAGAAUCAGGACCGUCGCUCCUCAUGGAAGAGAGGCUUUUGGCAAGGACGCCACUCCAAACCUGAGAAGGAGGAGAAAGAGGUGGAAUACAAGGAGAGCUGGCCUUGUUAUGCACGCACACUGCAGAACAGAUACUCUGAAAACACCAUAACGGCACUGGAGAUCUUGGACAGUGAUGAUAAGAUUGACCUGGAGCUGAUCCUGGCUCUGAUCCAUUAUAUUGUGCUCAAUGAGAAGGACGGAGCAAUCUUGGUGUUCCUGCCUGGCUGGGACAACAUCAGCAGUCUCAAUGACCUUCUCAUGGCCCAGCCGCUGUUCCGAUCAGACCGCUUCGUUAUCAUCCCUUUGCACUCCCUCAUGCCUACCGUUAAUCAGACACAGGUGUUCAAAAGGCCUCCUCCUGGAGUUAGAAAGAUUGUGAUUGCUACCAAUAUAGCUGAGACCAGCAUCACCAUAGAUGAUGUUGUGUAUGUGAUAGAUGGAGGGAAGAUUAAGGAGACCAACUUUGACACCAACAACAACAUCAGCACUAUGACAGCCGAGUGGGUUAGCCUGGCCAACGCCAAACAGAGGAAAGGACGUGCCGGCAGAGUGUGUCCAGGGAAGUGCUAUCAUCUGUACAACGGUCUCAGGGCCAGUCUACUUGAUGCCUAUCAAUUACCUGAAAUUAUGAGGACACCACUGGAGGAGCUCUGCCUGCAGAUCAAGAUUUUGAAACUUGGGUCGAUAGCUCGAUUCCUGGAGAAAGCCCUGGACCCUCCAACUGAAAGAGCUGUCAGUCUAGCCAUCAAGAACCUCACAGACCUGAAUGCCUUGGACCAUUCAGAGAACCUGACAGCACUGGGUGUCCACCUGGCUCGUCUGCCUGUGGAGCCACACAUUGGCAAACUCAUCCUGUUUGGAGCUCUGUUAGGCUGCCUCGACCCAGUACUCACCAUUGCUGCUUCACUCAGCUUCAAAGACCCUUUCUUCAUACCCCUGGGUAAAGAGAAGAUGGCAGACAUGAGGAGAAAAGCCCUGUCCAGAAACUCCAAGAGUGACCACCUCACUAUUGUCAAUGCCUUCCAGGGCUGGGCAGAAGCGAAACAGCGUGGUGCCAGGUAUGAGCGGGAGUACUGCUGGGACAACUUCCUGUCUGCCAAUACACUCCAGAUGCUGCACAACAUGAAGGGUCAGUUUGCCGAACAUCUAAUGCAUGCAGGCUUUGUCAGCAGCAAGGACCCAAGAGACCCCAAAUCUAAUGUCAACUCAGACAAUGAGAAGUUAAUCAAAGCCGUGAUUGUAGCCGGUCUGUACCCUAAGGUGGCCAUGAUCAGACCAUCUCACAGCAAAAAGAGGCCAGGGGUUAAGGUGUACACCCAGGCUGAUGGAAAGGUGUGCAUCCACCCAAAAUCGGUCAAUGCUGAAGAAACAGAGUUCAACUACACGUGGCUCAUCUACCACCUCAAGAUGAGAACGAGCAGUAUCUUCCUCUACGAUUGCACUGAAGUGUCCCCGUUCUCACUGCUGUUUUUCGGAGGAGAUAUCACCAUCCAGAAAGACGAAGACCAGGAGACCAUCGCAGUGGAUCAGUGGAUUGUCUUCAGAUCCCCGGCACGCAUCGCUAACCUUGUCAAAAGUUUAAAGAAAGAGCUGGAUUCUUUGCUGGAGGAGAAAAUCCGUAACCCGGCUCCUGUGAACUGGCAAAACCGCCAGUCCAAAGACUGUGCUGUCAUCACAGCCAUCAUAGACCUCAUCACCACCCAGGAGAAGCCCACAGGCAGCACUAAAGGCUAUGGCAGAACGUGGGCGUCUUCCCCAAGAGGACAACACACGUACUUCGAUGAUGAUGAUGACGAUGAUUAGAAGUGGCCAGGUUUUUGCCUGGCUGGAGGAGGAGGAGAAAUGAUUGACUGCAUCCUUGGACACAGAGGUUAGUUGGGAUAUUUAUGAUAGCCAACUGGCCUCCUUGAUGGUGCUGCAUGGUUGACAUUUUUGUUGUCCCUGCUCCCGAAGGCCAAACAAAGGACGCAAGAGUAUUGUAAAAUGAGGGAGAGUUGAAUGACUCCCAUUAGUACUACUUUUUUUUUUUUUUUGCCUGUUUGGUCAAUACUUGCAGGGACCAAUAUAUGUAUGUAAUGAACAUAGCUGUUAACCUUUAGCAGCACACAGUUGCCAUACCACUGAUUUAACAGCCGAUAUCUCAUAAACAUCUGAGAAAGUGCUACAGGCCAGAGGAUUUAUGCAUAUUCCUGAUUAACCUGCGUUGAAUGUCUACAGAGCAGAUGGCUAAUUUAUUGUUCCAAAUGUUACCAGAGAAGUACAAGUGGAGUAAUUUUCUACAGCCCAACUAGCAGGGUUCUUCGGGGAAAAGAGAUGUCACAUUGAUCACUGAGAAGACAUGACAGUCCCCAAGCAAUUAAGCUUUUAUUAAUAGUGGCUUAUUAAAAUAUAUAUGGUUUACUAUGCCAGUUUCUGCAAUAUAAAUCUGUAUUUUGGAAAACAUACAUGUUACAAUUCAGGCUGUUUUACAUAUUUACAUGUACACAGAUGAUUUACAAUAGUUACAAGUACAGAAAGUGAUUGAAAUAAAGACAAAUUCA